Molecule: messenger RNA, 3502 nt
Organism: Sphaerodactylus townsendi
Lineage: Eukaryota; Metazoa; Chordata; Lepidosauria; Squamata; Sphaerodactylidae
Product: heparan-sulfate 6-O-sulfotransferase 1
Exons: 1
Coding region: 128-736 (202 amino acids)
Cellular component (GO): membrane
Molecular function (GO): heparan sulfate 6-sulfotransferase activity
Source: RefSeq, a predicted model, not a curated record
AUUUAUAUACUUUUCUCUUUCUUACAGGAAAUUUUAUUACAUCACUCUGCUGAGAGAUCCUGUGUCCCGCUACCUCAGUGAAUGGAGACAUGUGCAACGAGGAGCUACCUGGAAAACAUCCUUGCACAUGUGUGAUGGCCGAACACCAACCCCUGAAGAGUUACCAUCAUGCUAUGAAGGCACAGACUGGUCAGGCUGUACUCUUCAGGAGUUCAUGGACUGCCCAUAUAACUUAGCCAACAACCGUCAAGUGAGGAUGCUGGCUGAUUUGAGUUUGGUGGGCUGCUAUAAUAUGUCCUUUAUCCCAGAAAACAAGCGAGCACAGAUACUGCUGGAGAGUGCCAAGAAGAAUCUAAAAGACAUGGCCUUUUUUGGCUUGACAGAGUUCCAGAGAAAAACACAGUACUUAUUUGAGAGAACUUUCAAUCUGAAAUUCAUCAGGCCAUUCAUGCAGUACAACAGCACAAGGGCAGGUGGAGUGGAGGUGGACAACAAUACCAUACGAAGGAUUGAGGAGCUUAAUGACUUGGACAUGCAGCUGUAUGACUAUGCAAAGGACCUCUUUCAACAGCGAUACCAGUACAAGCGACAGCUGGAGAGGAUGGAGCAGAGGAUAAAGAAUCGGGAAGAGAGGCUUCUUCACCGGUCUAAUGAGGCUCUUCCCAAGGAAGAGAUGGAAGAGCAAGGACGUUUGCCUACAGAGGACUACAUGAGCCAUAUUAUAGAGAAGUGGUAACCUUGACAAUUUUUUUUACUAAGAACAGAAUAUUGAGGUUUCCAUAAUAAAAGAAACAUGGAAUUAAAAACAAUCUUAUUUAAGAACAGUCUGUAAAACAGAAGGUAGGAUGCUUCUUUAAACAAAGGGUCUUUUUACUAUUUCUUAUAAGACCAAUGGGGUUCUUAAUAAAAUAAAAUAAAACAAAAAAAAUAAAUAAAGAGUCAAUGCUAGAAAGCUCAGAUGCACAAACAUUGCCCCCACCCCCACCCCGGCUCUGAGGCCAAAUACAUUGUAAUGUUUCAUUUCCUCAUAGUCUGAUCUAGAAGCCAUGGAUGGUAGCUUUGUAACCACUCUUUUUCAAGUUGAUCUUCCAAAAUCUGGAUUUUUCCCCCUGGUUCAUGUCAGGUUUUCAAUUGUUAAAGUCAUGGUAAUGAUAGUAGAUCUCCAACCUAGAUAGAGACUUUGCCCCAAAUACAGCUAUUUGGCCUCAAAUGGAAACAAUGGUUAAAAAGAAUGCCGUCUAAUCAAUGCAAAGAAGAACAAAGGAAAAGAAUAAAGCAGAGAAUAUUCAAGCAAAUACACCUGGAUCACAAAGCAAGCACAGAGGUUUGGAUAUGUUGUGCUAGUAUCUUGCAUGCAGAGACCGCAUUCACUCAUAUACACUGCAUUACUUAAACUGGAGAAUUUGCAAACAAAUAUCCUCAAUAUUUGCUUUACAGGUAGAUGUCCUUAGUAAAUCUUACACGCAAUCUUACCACAUAUUCAUGCAAUUCCUUUUCUAAAGAUGAGUUGUGUGUGCAUCAGUCCUUUGCCUUUAAGAAGAGAUGGUCCACUGGGCUAAGAUGUUUCAUACAAACGGAUCAUCACAGAGUUUAUUGUUCUCAUGCUGGAACUUGCUUAUGCCUAAAAAAUCCUUUGCUCCAAUAAGAGUAUUUCUUUAAUUAGAAACAAAUAUUAAACAUUCAGAAUACUCCUUAUUCAAGAUGACAUAUUUUAUCAUAAACAUCAGUGAGUGCAAUAAAAAUAGGCCUAUUUAAGUCCCAUGCAUGGCUUGAUAUAAGCGUUCAACUGAGCACUUUAGCUGCACUGAUUUCAACCUAGGACUUAGAUGCAGCUAACUUUUACUAGAUUACAUCUACUGUCUAUAGGCAUAAUAACUGCUGUUUUAUUGAACUUAUGAGACAGCACUUCAUAUCGCUUUUUCACAGAAUAGACAAAUUUUGCCUUGAGUUUUCAUUUUAAACAAAGCAGCUGUAUCAGAAGACUGGAAAUCUUGACUGAGUCUCAACUUCAGGCUUUGAUUUUACAAUCCUUUUUAUAACCACUGUAUUACUUUCUUUAACAUUAUACAUAUUUUGUUCAGAGCUUUUUCAGUGAUAAAUUUGAUCUCCCCAUUUAAAAUGCUGAUUUUGUUUCUUUUCUAUGCACAUCUCUGAGAGUUGGUUUGAAUGAUGCAAAAACAAAUUGGGUCCAUUACCUUCCUUGCCUGUGACUACCUGUCCCUAGAAAGUGAAUCGGUUACAUUAGUAGCUAAGUCUGACUGAUUGGACUCACCAGUUCUCAGAUGAGGACUCACUGCAAAUCAUUCAGAGAAAUGGCAGUACAGAAGGUUUAUGCUGAAAUUUAUGUAACCUCUAUCUACAUGGCUUUAUCUUUUUAGUCAUCCCCCCCGCCCCCCCGGCAGUCAGUGAAAAGGACUUGGAUCAUAUAGAAAGAAAAGCUCAGUAAACGCAUGGAGUUCCUGAAAAACAUACCCAUCUAAUGAAGUGCUUAUGUGAUGAAGUCAAAUACUCAAGGGCCCCUAUCUAUCCCCACAUUGAAAGUUACAAGGGGUCUUAAGUACUUGACCAGAUCAACCUGUCAAUCAGUGCUAGUGCUGUACCUCGUCUUGGCUUGUUAGUGCUUCUAUGAAGAAGGCCCGCCUGUUCUCUGAGUGUACACAGCUGGUCAUAUAUAUUCAUUUGAGAUUUAGGCCAGGAAAACCCAUCUCUUAACGUAGAAUUAUUGUUUUAUUGUUAUGGAGGAGAGGCUGCAUGCUUAAAAUCCUGAAUUUGGAAAUAAUAACAGUUGACUAAUGCAUAGGACACCUGUGCAUUUCUAUCACUAAAUGAAGCCUUUUUAAAAAUAUGUUUUUAAGAAUCUUUUUACCCAUAAAACAUGUCAGCCAUAGAAGGCCACUGUUCUUUAUGCAGUACAUAAAGCUUUACCAGUGGCUUUUUACUGUGCACUCAAAAUUAGGGAUCUAUAGUACAAAAUGUAGAUCAUCACAGUGUACAGAGUAGAAAGCCUGCUGGGUUAUGCUUUGUACAGUUCACACCAAGUCCCAAGGUUCAGAAUUUGCUUCUGCAUAUUGAGCUACAUGAUCAAAGACAAAACGUACAGUGUUGUUCUUUGUGUCUAAAUUUAACUUCCACAAAAAACCUGAAUGUAUGUUAAUGGCCCUGCCUAGGGAACCUCCUGGUGGAGGCUUUCUCUCACAUUUUCUUUGUAUAAUCAUGUUCUAACAACAAGCUAAAGAAAUAAAACUACUGAAUAUGGUUAUCAACUUCACUUAAAUCUGCCAAAGGAAAGUGAGUGUGUGCAUGUGUGAUCUUUUGUGCUCAAAAUGCAUUAAGUUGAGGCGGAUGAAGGGAGUGUGUCCCCAUUUCAGAUCCCAAUUCUGGCAAAUGGUUUCCUUCUUGAAUUUUCCUAUAUGUAAAUUAAGGAUGAUUAUCCUUAUCCAUUACAAAAAGACAUUUACUAGUUGACAUUUCAAAAUUGUUUGUACUAAAUGACUCCAGAAGA